GCGUCGUCCCGUCGCUACGGCCGCGGCGGGGGUGGCUGCGCGCACGCGCACUCCUCCGUGCCCCCCGGCCGCGCUCUCCCCGCGGUCUGAGCGUGCCCCCGCGCCGGGCUGGGCGGCGGUGAGCGCGGCCGCGGAAGCGGCAUCCUUCUGUCACGCACACCUUGCACAGAAAGGUCUUCAGCUGGUAUACGUUCAGAGGUCUUCCCGGAGGUACACCCGUAUUCCAUACGGAGCCUGGCGGAACAUCCCUUAUCUGCUCAGUGCCAAGACACAGACCCUUCCCGUUAUCUAAGAAAACGACAAAGUUGUCCACGAAGGGACACAGCAAGCUGCAACUUGCAUCGAGUGCGCUGAGCGUGGGCGGCUGGAGGAACGUGGUUGUGGAGAAGAGUGACCCACAAGACUGCUGAUGGGUACAGGGGUGUCCUUACAGCCAAGCAGGAAGACUUAGAGGAGGUGGGGAAUCUUGGCCUGUUGGAGACAGCAGAGCAAAAGCAGAGAGGGGAUGCGUGCAGCCCGCUGGCUUGUCAGCAUGUGUGCUGAAAGGGCCAAGUUCUUGGUGAGAGCUUCCUACCUGGAGAUUUACAAUGAGGACACGCGAAACCUUCUAGGAGCUGAUACCAAGCAGAAGUUGGAGCUGAAGGAGCACCCGGAGUAGGGGGUGUGCGUGGAGGGGCUUUCCCCACCCCCUGUGCACAGCGCGGUGCAGCGUGAGUGGAUCGUGGAGGCAGGCUGGAGGAACACCCUGAUGAACAAGGACUCUUCCUGCUCCAUCUUUAUGGAAAUCUGCACUGUAGAUGAGAGAAGGCAGGACCACCUUAGUGCCACAAAACUUAAUGUAGUGGACCUGGCAGGAAGCGAGAGACAGUCCAAAACUGGAGCUACAGGGGAGCGGUUCAAAGAGGCCACCAAAAUCAGCCUUUCCCUCUCUGCUCUGGGCAAUGUCAUCUCAGCUCUGGUUGAUGACAGAUACAAACAAUUCCCUUGCUGUGACUCCAAGCUGACCAGGCUGCUGCAAGGCUCCCUGGAAGGGAAUACCAAGGCCCCGAUGGUAGCAUGCUUGUAUUCAGCUGGCAACAACUAUGAUGAAAGCCUCAGUACUUUGUGCUACGCGACAAAAAACAUCAAGAACAAGCCCUAUAUCAAUGAGGACCCCAAGGAUGAUCUGCUGAGGGGUCAGGAGGAGGUUAAGAAAUUGAAGGCCAUUCUAGCUGAACAGAUUAAUGUGAAUAACUUAUCAGUUAGGAAAACCUCAGCAAUUUCACCUCACCCAUUGCAGGAGCAGGUCUCCAUUCCAGGAAACCAACCCCUCCUCCAACCCCAGUUAGAUGUUGAAGCAGAGAAGCAGCUGAUCACAGAAAAGAAUGGGGAGACGCUGGCCCAACCAAAGGCCAGCUAUGAAGUGGAGCAGAAGUCCUGUGCCCACCUUGAAGAGGUUAUCAGUAACCUGAGGAGCUGCUAUGGUCACAAGCUGUCUGCCCUCGAGGAGAACCUCAGGAAGGAAGCAGAUGUGGAUCUACUCAGGACAGCAAAUCUCCCGAGGAGUCACUAUUUCUGUAUGGUGUUGUCUCAAGCAUCAUUCAGAUACGGAAGCACAUCAUUCACAGCUACACAAAUGUUUCUUUGUAAUGCUCAGCCAAGAGAAGCACUUGUGUUUGCCAGGUUGCAGAUACUAGAACAGCAAGUGUUUAGGGGGGAGCAGGCUGAAAACAAGGACCUCAAGGAGAAGCACAAAGCCAGAAAAAAAAUUACAGAUGAGCAGAGGAUGCAGCUAGUGACUGUGCUGCAGAAAUCCAGUGAUGACAGCAGCAACUGGAUUCUGCUUGAUGUAUACGACUCCAUCCAGGAGGAGGUUUGAGCCAGAUGCAAACUUCUGGAGAAGAUGCAGAAGAAGCUGCGAGCUGCCGAGAUGGAGAUCAAAAAUCUGCAGUCAGAGUAUGAGCUGGAAAAGAUUGAUUAUUUCAGCACCAACCGCUGUCUGGAGCAAGACAUGAUGCUCCUCCAGGACAGGUUGCAGUCCCUUGUCCAGCAGGACUGCAACUACAGCACUCUGGAGAAGAUCCAGCGUGAGCCUGUCUGGGAUGAGGAGUCUGGCUGCUGGAAAAUUCCAGAGCCUGUAAUUCCAAAAAAACGCCUGCCCGCAGUUCCAGCACUGCCACAGCCUAACCCUGCCAGAAAGAACCCUUUGGCUGAGAGUGAAGAACCAGCCCUAAGCUGUAUUUGUCCUGCCGGGGCUCUGAGAAGUCAUGCUGGGCCAUGGCGGGGGACAGGGCUGGGCGCUGCGGGCAGGGAGCGGGCUGCCCAGGCACGUGCUCAGCUGGUGCCAGCCAGCAGCUUCAGCAAAGGAGCCCUGAAGACCUAUGUCAAGCAGGAACUGCCCCUUUUAGUUUUCCUAAAAUCUCUCGUUUUAGGCAAUUCACUUCCUUCUGGGAGCAGAAUUGCUUUUAUUGCUGUAAGUUUACAUUGCUUGCAGCUGCUGGGGAGGGCUUUACCCAAACUGGGCUGGGCCACGUCCCUGCCACACGAAUCUCGCUGUCGCACUGUGCUCACGAUACGAUGCUUUUCAUCGUAUUUUGCUGUAUUUCUAAGCCUUAACGUGUGAUAAUCAGGUGCCUGGGGCUGCUGGAGGACGUGUUCCGCUCGAAAGAUGCCGGCCACACACCUCCAUU
Numida meleagris (helmeted guineafowl) is the source of this 2669-nucleotide messenger RNA. It is a transcript of the gene KIF17, whose product is annotated as kinesin family member 17. The record is from RefSeq and is a predicted model, not a curated record. Gene Ontology annotation, biological process: microtubule-based movement. NCBI's taxonomy places the organism in Eukaryota, Metazoa, Chordata, Aves, Galliformes, Numididae. Gene Ontology annotation, molecular function: microtubule motor activity; ATP binding; microtubule binding.